Molecule: messenger RNA, 1392 nt
Organism: Pisolithus orientalis
Lineage: Eukaryota; Fungi; Basidiomycota; Agaricomycetes; Boletales; Pisolithaceae
Product: TPR-like protein
Exons: 4
Coding region: 53-1087 (344 amino acids)
Biological process (GO): post-translational protein targeting to endoplasmic reticulum membrane
Cellular component (GO): membrane; TRC complex
Molecular function (GO): molecular adaptor activity; protein binding
Source: RefSeq, a predicted model, not a curated record
GUUUGGCGUUCCCUCUCGUACUUCGUGCCAUUAGGAUAAGACGCGCAAUCGCAUGGCAGACAGGAAACAGCAGCUGGUGCUUUCCAUCAUCGACUUCCUGAACAAGUCCAUAGAUGAUGGAACCAUCAAGCAGGACGACAGGGAAGGGCUGGAGGUAGCAAUCCAGUGUAUCGGCGAGGCCUUUGGGGUCGAUCCGUCGGACGACAGGCAACGCGAACAGCUCACCAUCAAGCCCGCAACACUCCAGUCCAUCUUCGAGGUCUUCCUCAAGACGCGCCGUAAGGUGUCUCCGUCUACCGCUCCCUCGUCCGGCGGCCCCUCCACCACAAAGGCUUCUCCACCGUCAGCAGAAGCUAAGAAACAGGCGGAGGCGCACAAAGCUAAAGGAAACGCGCAUAUGAAUGCCAAGAAUUAUACCGCUGCAAUAGAUGCUUACACGAGCGCAAUCGCCCUUGACCCUUCCAAUCCCGUAUUCUACUCUAAUCGCGCCGCUGCACACACGAGCAAGGGCGAUAACGCUGCCGCGGUGCUCGACGCUGAGAGUGCGAUCGAGGUUGAUCCGAACUUCGUUAAGGCGUAUUCGAGAUUGGGUCAUGCACAUUACACGCUUGGUAACUAUCGUGCUGCAGCCGACGCCUUCAAAAAGGGUACUGAACUAGAUCCGACGAACGAGAACCUCAAAUCCGGACUUAAAUCCGCGCUUGACCGCGUGUCAGACGACGACGAUUCUCCGCCUCCACUAAUUCCAGAGGAUCAACUGCGACCCUCUUCACCUUCCUCAGCGUCUACCCGGGGUGCAGGCGGUGGAGCAGGCACAGGUGGACUCCCCAACAUGGCCGGUCUGGCAGACAUGUUCCGCAACAUGGGCGGCGCUGGUGGGGCAGAAGGUGGCGGCAUGCCCGAUCUCGGAAGUAUGAUGAACAACCCAAUGAUGAUGCAGAUGGCCCAGCAACUCAUGGCAAAUGGCGGACUCGAGCGGAUGAUGUCCAAUCCAUCCGUGGCAAAUAUGAUGAAUCGUGUACAGAACGGCGGCGGCCUUCCCUCCAUGGAAGAACUCAUGUCUGAUCCAACUAUGCGCAACCUGUAACCGUCUCAUUUUCCGUCAGGUUACCCUCUUUCGUACUUACGCGUGUCCUACAGAGCUAGUCAAUUUGGCGCAGGUUCAGGUGGUACCCGUUGAGCAAUGAAGAGUUUUUUGUUUGCAAGGUUCCAGCGCCAGGUAACACAAUGAUUUUUGUCUUUGGAGAGUUGUUGGUCUGCACCACAAUACUAUAUGCACACGUUACAUACAAUAAAUGAAAGGGAAAGCCGAGACGAUUAGGUGUGGAUCAAGGAAGUGUGCUAGAUCUACUCUAGACAUACAUACGUACCGCGAAGAGUCAAGGACGACCA